Molecule: messenger RNA, 2730 nt
Organism: Closterium sp. NIES-65
Lineage: Eukaryota; Viridiplantae; Streptophyta; Zygnematophyceae; Desmidiales; Closteriaceae
Source: the annotation of a GenBank genome assembly
AUGAAGGGUCCAGGGGGGCAGGAGGGCCUGGGUGGGGCAGAGGCAGGCAUGGAAGAGGAGGAAGGGGAGGUGGUGGUGAUGGGGGAAGGCAUUAUGGUCCAAUCUGAUCAAACCUCUGGACAAUUCGCCUUACAUGAAGGAUUUCAGCAGCUCGUGCAGAAAACGUCUCAGCAGCCUCCACAAGAAGCACCGCACGGUUCGCAACUUCCAACUGAGUCGACUCGGAAGGAAUUCGUAACCAUGCCGCUAGAGACCCAUAUGAAUGGCGAUGGUACACCUGCUAAGCUGCCAGGUGCAUCAGAUCAGUUUUCUCCAACGUCAAAGCUUAAGAAACGACGCACAAGCCUUCAUCACGGGCUUCGCCCAGGCGCCCAUGAUGAUGGGGAGACUGUUGAAGGUUUGUCUAAAUCAUUGGAGGAUCUUCUUGACUUGUUCGAGUCUUCCAGUAGCGACCAGGUCUAUUCUGGCUCUCCUUCUAUUUUGCAGGCUUGUUUGAAGGACAGGCCAACAAAUCGUGCCAAAGCAAUGAAAGCAUUGAGCAUGGUGGUAGAGGUGGAUCCAAGCAUCCUUGCUCUGGACAAGGUGCGGAAGGCAGUGGAGGAUCGGUUUCUGGAUGUGUCAGUCAGUGUGAGAGAGGCUGCGAUUGACCUGGUUGGGAAGCACAUCAUUGGAUACCCUGAAAUUGCGCUGAAGGCACAAGAGGGGGAAUCGGAUGAGUUUGCAGCACUUCCGUUUGUGAUGGCCCUCCAAGCAUUUUGUGAAGUGGAUGCUACACUGUGCACUCCACCUGUGGAUCCAAGCCGAUUCGCAACCACGCUGCUUCCAUACCUGACAACAACACAGGAUGACAGGAGCAAUGGUGAUGUCAAGCCGCGAGAGAGGCUGGCCCGACUUGCCUGUCUGUCAGAGUCCAUUGUUCGGGUGAUAGCAGGAAUUUUGGCACAUCUUCGCCGGCCUCCGUCAUCUCUUGUCACUGACCUGGAUCAGGUCCUUGCAUGCCUCAUCAUCAGCAGCAGCUUCAUGAACCUUGUUCAUGUCUCCAUCAGGUGUCUUUGCACUCUCCAAAUUGUCUCACCACGGCCUCUGAAGUCGUUUCAGCUGCUUGUUCCCCGAUUCUACCGCGCACUUACCAACCCCAACGAGAGCAAAUUUCAUUGGCGCAGCCUUUUUGCACUUGGCCUUCUGUGCCGCUACGGCGGCAACGAAAUUGAAGCCCUAGAGCCCUCGCUUCCAAUCCCAUCUAUCCUUACUGUUUUCAAGUCCUUUCUCUCAUCUCCUGAAGAAGAGCUUCAGCAACGUGCUCUCCAGGCCUUGGGUUUCGCUUUUAUUGCAAGGCCGCAAGAAAUGGUUACAGAGGAUGCUGCCCAGAUUUUUGGAAAUGCACUUCACAUGGAGGCCCCAAGCAAGCACAAGGUGCAAGUUCUGAGGAGCUUUCAAGAGUAUUUGACGGACGUGGAGGAGAAGAUGGUGGAGCAGAAUCGCCGGAAUCUUCAAACCGAAGCAGCAGCAAAGAAGGCACAAGACGCUGCCAGGCAUCAAAGCACGGGAGAACUUCAGGAAGAAAGCGCCGAAGGGAUUGGAGCAGGUGGUAGCAGCAGUGCGACUGGGGUUGUGCCCGUGGCUGCAGGUGCGGGGGACACAAAUGUGUGCAGUGGAGUCAUUCAGCAGCAUUGGGAAGCGAUCUUGCAGUGCUGUAUGGACAUGGAUCCGGACGUUAGACAAACAGCACUGAAGUUGGUGGAGAUUGUUCUGAAUCAAGGGCUCGUGCUACCAGUCACGUGUGUUCCUCAGUUGAUUGCUCUUCAAGUUGACCCUGAUGAGACGACUUGGAAGACAUCACACCACCUUUUAUCACUGAUCAAUGACAGGUGGGGCAACUAUCGUUUCAUCGAAAAUCGGUUUACCGAUGGCAUGCGCUUGGCCUAUGGCUUCAUGAGGGCUCUCUCUGGUCAUCCAACUAACACUCAGUCUAAUCCAGCAAUCAAGACACCCACUAAGGCAGAUCCUAACUCGCCAAGAACAACUUCAAGCCCAGCAACACAUGCUGCCAGUGCCAAACUUCUUGGGCUAGCUCGGGAAGGGUUGGGGCGUGUGUACAAGCUGAUUCGAGGCAACCGCAGUUCACGAAACAACAUUCUCCUCUCGAUCCUCAGGAAAUUUGACUGUGUUGAUGCGAGCAGCAGUAUGAGCAACAAAUUGGGCAGCAGCACUCCCACCAACAGUCCUUCUACGAGCAGGGCUCAUCAAGAACCGCCCUCAUCUUACAGUGUCACUCCUUCUGGAGCAUUUGACAUCUACUUCCUUGCGUUCUGUGCCCAGGUGAUUGCAACCUUUCCGUUUGCUCUUCCUGACGAGCCACUCUUCCUGGUUCAUCACAUCAGUCGUGUGGCCCACAUGAGAGGUGGCUCUCUUCAUUCUUCCAUUAAGUACCUCUUCCGACCAUCAAGCCCGCUCGGACCUUCUGUCACAUCUGCUGUCAAGGCGAUCGAAGAGGAGCAAGCAGCCCGGUGUGGGAAUGCAUAUCGCAUAACUGAGGAGGAGGAAGACGAUGAGGAAGCGGGGGGCUCUCAGCCUAUCGAAAUUACCAUUCCUGAAGGAGCAUCCUGCUGUGGGAAUGACCAACAGGAGCAGCAGGCCUUUCUUGAUGGAGCUCUUCGAAGGCUCAAGGUAUCUUGGGAAAUGGCAUCUUGGUAUCUGGAAGGCAGAGUGACGAGAGUGUUUGAUACAUGA